Lodderomyces margitis is the source of this 1182-nucleotide messenger RNA. Its product is annotated as putative cysteine synthase. The transcript has a single exon. The record is from RefSeq and is a predicted model, not a curated record. The coding region runs from base 1 to 1182 and encodes 393 amino acids. NCBI's taxonomy places the organism in Eukaryota, Fungi, Ascomycota, Pichiomycetes, Serinales, Debaryomycetaceae. Gene Ontology annotation, cellular component: cytoplasm. Gene Ontology annotation, molecular function: cysteine synthase activity.
AUGUCUUGGAAAACUGCAUUGCAGACAUCAGCUACUAUCGCCUCACUUGCCAUUAUCAUCAAUGAGCUACGGAAAGUGUAUAUACAAGCAGCUACUGCGGCCAACAAGUCUUCCAGCUUAACAUCACUUCCCCCAAAAUCAAGAGGUAUCGAGUCGAGAAUCGGAAACACUGCCUUGAUCGAAAUAAAAUCCUUGUCAGCCAAAACAGGUUGCAAAAUCUAUUCCAAAUUGGAAUUGAGUAACCCAGCUGGGAGUUCAAAAGAUCGCGUAGCAUUGGCAAUCAUACGGGCAGCUGAAUCAAACAACCAAUUAGUGCCACAUCAACAAAAUGUCAUUUUUGAAGGAACAUCGGGAUCUACGGGCAUCAGCUUUGCCGUGUUGGCUAAUGCAUUGGGAUAUACUGCUCACAUUUGUCUUCCUGAUGAUACUUCGCCAGAGAAACUACAGCUACUUGAAGCAUUGGGAGCUGAGGUUGAAAAAGUGAAGCCUGCUAGUAUCGUCGACCCUAAUCAGUACGUAAAUGCAGCAAAGAGAGGUGCUGAUGCCAUCAACAACGACUCGACAAACAAUGGUAGAAAGGCCAUAUUUGCCAAUCAAUUUGAAAAUGAUUUCAAUUGGAGAAUCCAUUACACCACCACGGGACCCGAAUUGAUCAAGCAAUUGGAACGUAUAGACGUGUUUAUAAAUGGAAGUGGUACGGGUGGCACUAUUGCCGGUGUAGGCCGAUGUUUAAAAGAACACAAUCCAGCGACUAAAGUCGUAUUAGCUGAUCCACAGGGGAGUGGGCUUGCCAAUAGGAUAAAUUUUGGCGUCAUGUAUGAUUCGGUGGAAAAAGAAGGUACAAGGCGAAGACACCAGGUUGAUACACUAGUUGAAGGUAUUGGUCUUAAUCGUCUCACGUGGAACUUCAAACAAGGAGAGCCAUACAUUGACGAGGCGGUUAGAGUCACUGAUGAUCAAGCGUUGAGGAUGGCAAAGUACUUGUGUAUUAAUGAUGGAUUAUUCUGGGGUAGCUCGGCAGCAAUUAAUUGUGUUGCUGCUGUUAAGACGGCUUUGAAAUAUGGACCGGGUCAGAAUAUAGUUGUUGUUGCUUGUGAUUCUGGUGAUCGGCAUUUGUCCAAGUUUUGGAAGCAUGCAGUGAACAUACCUAAUGAUAUUUCAUUGGAGGAUGUCUUGAGAUAA